AUGGCCGAUCGUCGAUUAUCACAUUUGAAUGCAGCAUUUGCCGAACUUCGAUCACAUAUACCACGGUUUCCUUACGAAAAACGUCUCUCGAAAAUUGACACACUUCGAUUGGCUCUGGCGUAUAUUGAAUUUCUCGAUGGAUUGGCACAUUCAAAUUUAAUGGUACAUGAGUAUAUCGCACACUCUCCAAGAUGGUUACAUUCUGAAUUAGCUCUUCGAUUACGUUGGCUUGAUUGGAAUUAUUUCUUACCUCGUUAG
This is a messenger RNA of Adineta ricciae, 258 nucleotides long. The record is from the annotation of a GenBank genome assembly. Lineage: Eukaryota; Metazoa; Rotifera; Eurotatoria; Adinetida; Adinetidae.